CCUGAACAAUAGAUUUGUGUGAGUAGAACUCAUUUCCCUGCAGGGUAUGUACAUACAUAUAUAUGUAGUCAAGUAGGUAUGUAAGCAUUUAUUGAUAUUUGGUUACACACGAUUCACUUAAGCUGAUAUUAUUAAUUUCAACGAGCAGAAAUGUUUGGUUAAACUUGUUUUAAUUAAUGAAUUGACUUUCGAAUUAACCAAAUAUUUGCGUGAAGAAAGAUGCAAGAACACCUUUUCAAACAAGAAACCGAACAUUUUUUGCAGAGAUUUAUUGUUUUAACCCCUAGUUAUUGCUCAUACCCAAACCUCUCGCAUGUGGUCGAGCUAAAUAGAUUCUCAUAUAAAAGUUGCACGAUUUCUAGCGAACAUCAACAGUCUCAGAUUUCAAGUUCAACAAUCUAGAAGCCCAGCUGAAAAUAUGAAAAUCUUCGCUAUCACCACCGUUAUUGCCUUGUUGGGCGUCAGCGCCAAUGCGCUGAGCAACACCUAUUUGCCGCCACAGGCAUCAUCUUCGAACUCGAUCAGCAGCUAUGCGGCACCCGCUUCGUAUGCUGCACCAUCCGUAUCUCAUGUCAGCUUCGCACCAGCUCCCAGCCGCCAUGUGGUACCAUCAGGUGGCGGGUUUGGCGGCUUCGGUGCUGCAUCGGCCCAACACGUUAACUACGCUGCUGCACCCUCGUUCCAUGUUGCUGCUCCACGUCCACAGGUAUACCAGGCGCCAGUACCUGCCGCUUCUCACAACGUAGCUGUGUUCGCCGCUCCUGCACCACGUCCUCAGUUAGGUUUUGCGUCGUCGGGUGGUUUUGGCAGUUUUGGUUCUGCUUCUGGUCAGCAAGCUUCUUACGCUGCUGCUCCAGCUCCACGUGUCCAAGUACAUCACGCUCCAGUUGCAGCCGCCUCAAAUGUGGCUUACUCUGCUCCAGUUCUACGUCCCCAAGUAUAUCAGGCUCCAGUUGUCGCAGCCACACGUGUAGUUCCUGCUUUCGCUCCGGCUCCAAGACCAGUCGCUGCAUACUCCGCUCCUGCUAUUAGCUUCGCCGGUGGUUUCGGUGGACAAGGUGCUGCUUCUAACAGCCACGCCAGCUAUGCUGCCCCAGUCCGCGCUGCCUCUAACGUCCGUUAUGGUUACUCAGCACCAGUUGUGGCUGCCUCGGCCCCACAAGUCGCUUAUGUUGCUCCAGCCCCAGCUCCGGUUCAAGUUGCUGCUCCUUCCAACAUUCAGCAAAUCGUUGCCGCUGGCUCCUCCAACUAUGGCACUAAAUAUGCCGCCAAUGGUGGUUAUGAAUACCGUUACAAACACAGGAACUAAACAAUUGUAUUGUCGAUUAUAUUCAGUAUUUUUUCUUUGAUGCUGACGCAAGUUUUCGUUCAGCUGACAAACGAUUGCACCACAAAUAAACUAAAUUGAUAUCAAGCAAAAUAAGAAUA
Messenger RNA from Bactrocera oleae (olive fruit fly), 1428 nucleotides. RefSeq names its product cuticle protein 16.5. NCBI's taxonomy places the organism in Eukaryota, Metazoa, Arthropoda, Insecta, Diptera, Tephritidae. The record is from RefSeq and is a predicted model, not a curated record.